AUAUGGCCGGGUCCUCAUGCUCGAGGUUCGGUGCGGGGAGGCUCGCGGGGGGUCUGGAGAGACAUCCAGGCUAUUCGCAAUGAGACUCUGGGUGUUCACAAGAUUUUCGGAAUAAACCUCCCCAGCAGACCGGAUAAGCGGGAUAAUAUUAUCCUGGGUGCGUCGAUUACCGACUUUCAUGUCGACUGGGUCGAUGGGGUUACUCCCGACCAAGUCAACGCCAAAUCCUACCCUUAUGUGACGAUCCAAAUGCCAGAGCUUGAUGCUAUCAGCUGCUGAUAUUACUAGAACUGGAAUUUCGACCACGAGCCGAACGAGUAUGCGGCUCGACGAGCGCAUGUGAAUGUGAUGCAGCGCAUCGUGGAAGAGAGAGUGGCCACUGCGAUUAUACUGGAAGAUGACGCCGACUGGGACGUCAUGUUCAAGGGCCAACUGCAGAGUCUUGCGAUCGCACUCCGGGCCCUCCAAGGAACGAGCGAUACCCCCACCGACUCCCCAUACGGCGAUGAAUGGGACAUCAUCUGGCUCGGUCACUGCGGACUGGUCUGCAACACCGACUUGCCCUUUUUCUUCACCCCGAACGAUCCCACUGUCCUCCCACCGCAUCGUUUCCUACCCUACCUGCGCAACCCCCCUCCCAUCGAGAAACCCGAUCACGCUCGCCUCGUCUGCACCGCCAGCGAUGACGUGUGCACCGGCAUGUACGCCGUCAGCUACCGCGGCGCCCAGCGAAUCCUCGCCGCACUCUCCGUCAGCCCGUCCGACAUUGGGGAUCACUUGGACACCGGAGCUCAGAUCGACGUGGCACUGGGACGCAUGUGCGGCAGUGGCGACCUACGAUGCUUCUCAACAUAUCCCGCUCUAGUAGGAGGCUAUCGACCGGCUGGACUCUCGUCGAAGAGUUCCGAUAUCCACGAUGUUGGGGGGAGAAUGGACCCGCCUUUCAGCUGGGGAACAAUGUACAGCACAAUGAGGAAUAUUAACCGGAUCCUCCGUGGCGACAAGACAGUUCAUGCAUACUGGGAUGAUGUGCCGGUGCCCGAUGCGAUUCCAGCGGAGAUCCCGUGGUUCGGGGAGGGACGAUUCAGAUGCUGGGAGAGAAGGGCAUGUAUGAGAUUUCGUCUGUCCCUCGUGGAAAAGCGUGAGUAUACGACGGUAUUAUAUAAUGUAUUAUAUAUAUAGAUGAUAUAGAAUCUAUGAUAGAAGUUAUCCAUUUUGAAUCAUUGUGGC
This is a messenger RNA of Aspergillus wentii DTO 134E9, 1230 nucleotides long. RefSeq lists its product as uncharacterized. NCBI's taxonomy places the organism in Eukaryota, Fungi, Ascomycota, Eurotiomycetes, Eurotiales, Aspergillaceae. The transcript is spliced from 3 exons. The record is from RefSeq and is a predicted model, not a curated record. The coding region runs from base 349 to 1182 and encodes 277 amino acids.